AUGAAGUUCUCGCGGGUCCCCGACAGCAGCUCUAGAAGUGGUGUCAAGCGGUUCAUGAGCCAUACGCCGGCCUGGAGACCCGCGGGAGAAUUGCCCUGGGCGAAACUCAACCCAGAGGCAUUCAAGAAGGGCAACAUGACGGACUUUCCGCCCGCGGCGUAUGGAGGGCAUGUCUAUGCCCAAGCACCCUACGUUGCGGCGAAGGCGGUGCAGGAGGAGGAUAAAUCUGGCAGUGGAGCAGGCAAACUGGGCAUCCAUUCUAUCCAAGGAGUCUUCACAAAGCCCGGAGCCAUGGACCGCCCGUUUGUGUAUGACGUGACAGAUGUCCACUCAAGUCGCACAUUCGCAACCAAGUUUGUCCAGGCGCGGCAGCCUCUGGAGGCAUCAAGCCAGCCUACAGGUCCCUACCCGCUGUCUGACGCCGAUCGGCCGCUGGGAGACGUCCGAUUUGCCUGCCUCACAACAUUCAAGCGUCCGAUGGCGUCUCCCGCAGAGAAGCAGAUGACGUCUGCGCAGGAACGAUAUGCCGAUAUCCUCUCGCAGCGCGCGCCAGACGAGUGGGAAGCCAGUCCCCAGCUGGACGUCGAGGCCGUCACGGAUCUGUUUCCCAACGCUGGCCAUGGCGGGUUUCCGAUGCUGGACAUGUACAAGGUCGACAUGACGGCCUACAACGCCGACAAGGACGUCCCGGAGCGGCGGCAGCUCAUCCUGUAUCGGCCACACAAGCCCAUUGCCCAAGACGACCCCGACGCGCACAUCGUGGCGCAUGCGUUUGAGGCAGACCGCAACGGACUCAUCAUGCUGACCAACCAUCUUGGCUGGGGCUACACGCUCGGAUCCGCGGCGAGUCUGUCGUAUGCCUUUUACGUGCACGUAAACGCGCAAGAGGCCGUGAUGAAGGGCGAUGGGUGGUGGAUUCAGGAGGUGUGCUGGCCGAGGACCUGUGCGGGCAGGGGGGUGUUGGAGAGCAGGAUAUGGAGUCCGGAGGGGAAGCAUGUGGCGAGCGGGUACCAGGACGGGAUGGCGCUGCCGACGAAGAAGGGGCUUGAAUGGAAGAAGAAGGCUGAGGCGAAGCUGUGA
Messenger RNA from Trichoderma atroviride IMI 206040, 1080 nucleotides. RefSeq lists its product as uncharacterized. Gene Ontology annotation, cellular component: peroxisomal matrix. The record is from RefSeq and is a predicted model, not a curated record. Gene Ontology annotation, biological process: fatty acid catabolic process; acyl-CoA metabolic process. Lineage: Eukaryota; Fungi; Ascomycota; Sordariomycetes; Hypocreales; Hypocreaceae. Gene Ontology annotation, molecular function: fatty acyl-CoA hydrolase activity.